UGAGUAUUUUUUUUAAGUAGUGCCGCUUCCUCGUUUCCCUCGGACGCUUUCCCCACCGCAAAAACGCUCCCCCAAAUUCCCAUCGCCCUUUCUCCAACCCCACCUCUCACUCAAAACCCUCGCCUCCAUGGCCGCUGCCGCCUCCGCCUCCUCCUUGGAGGCCGUCAAGGCGGCGAAGGUCCUCAUGGUCGGGGCGGGAGGAAUCGGGUGCGAGCUGCUCAAGACGCUCGCUCUCUCCGGAUUCCGCGACAUACACAUCAUUGACUUGGACACAAUUGAGGUUAGCAAUCUAAAUAGACAGUUUUUAUUUCGGCAGAGUCAUGUUGGGCAGUCAAAAGCUAAAGUUUCUCGGUAUGCUGUUUUGAAAUUCAGGCCAAAUAUCAAUAUAACAUCAUAUCAUGCAAAUGUGAAGGAUGCUCAAUUCAAUGUUAAAUUCUUCAAGCAAUUUAAUGUGGUUCUGAAUGGUCUUGAUAAUUUGGAUGCUAGACGGCAUGUUAAUCGCCUUUGCCUUGCUGCUGAAGUUCCUUUAGUUGAAAGUGGUACUACUGGUUUUUUGGGACAGGUUACUGUUCACGUCAAGGGUAAAACAGAGUGUUAUGAAUGUCAGCCAAAGCCUGUCCCUAAAUCAUAUCCUGUCUGCACAAUUACAAGCACGCCAUCGAAGUUUGUUCACUGCAUUGUUUGGGCAAAAGACCUGCUUUUUGCAAAGCUGUUUGGAGAUAAAAACCGGGAUAAUGAUCUUAAUGUGCACUCGAAAGAUGACAGCAGUUCAAAAACUGAUUUAUUUGAAAGGAAUGUAGAUGAAGAUCUUGAGCAGUAUGCCCGGCGAAUAUUUGAUCAUGUCUUUGGUUACAACAUCGAAGUUGCCUUAGCUAAUGAGGAAACUUGGAAAAAUAGGAAAAGACCAUACCCAAUAUAUGUCAGAGAUGCAUUGCGUGAAGAUGCUGUUCAGCAAAAUGGUUGCUCUCAGGACACCAAGAACGCAGGGCAGGAAUCAUCUGCUAUGGCGUCUCUAGGUCUUAGAAAUACACAAGAGAUAUGGAGUCUCGCAGACAAUUCAAAAGUUUUCUUAGAGGCUUUAAAAUUAUUUUUCGAAAAAAGAGAAAAGGAUAUAGGGAACCUUAUUUUUGACAAGGAUGACCAGUUGGCUGUUGAGUUUGUUACUGCUGCAGCUAAUAUCAGAGCUUCCUCUUUUGGAAUACCACUGCAUAGCCUUUUCGAAGCUAAAGGUGUUGCUGGGAACAUAGUCCAUGCUGUUGCAACAACUAAUGCUAUAAUAGCUGGUUUGAUUGUUAUUGAAGCAAUCAAAGUGCUCAAGGGUGAUUAUCAGAAUUAUAGAAUGACAUAUUGUCUUGAACAUCCUUCAAGGAAUAUGCUUUUGAUGCCUGUAGAGCCUUUUGAACCUAAUAAGUCAUGCUAUGUCUGCUCUGAGACCCCUCUUAUUCUGGAGGUUAACACUAAGACCACAAAGCUAAGGGAGGUCAUUGACAAGGUUAUAAAAAGCAAACUUGGAAUUAACUUUCCUUCGGUAAUGAUUGGCUCCACAGUUAUUUUUGAGGAUGGUGAUGGCUUAGAGGAGGACGAGGCUGUAAAUUAUGCUCUAAACCUUGAGAAGAUCUUGGCUGAACUGCCUGCUCCAGUUGUUAAUGAUACAAAGCUUGCCGUCGAGGAUUUCCAGCAGGAAUUAAAAUGCAGCAUCAACAUCAAACACAGGGAUGAGUUCGAUGAGGAGAAAGAGCCUGAUGGAAUGGUUCUAGCUGGGUGGUCUGGUCCAGUGGAUAAGCAGAUAACCAGUAAUGGUGAGAUAAGAUCAGUCCCAUCUUCAUCCAGAGAUGAUGUUGAUGGUACUGCCGAGGAUAUAUCUGCGAAGCCUGGAAUGAAGCGCAAACUGAAUGAAAUAUUAGAUUCGAAGGAAAAUUGUGAUACUGCCCAGAAUCCUACAGAUGUUAGUUCCAAUAGCGCUCAAGUUGUUGAAGAUGACGAUGACGAUGUUCUUAUGUUUGAUGAGGAUCCGAAGCUAGGCAAGAGAAAGAGAUUGCAAUAGCAUAUUAGCGUCUCACUCCUGAGAUAAAAGCUCUUGUUAACUCCUGGUAUCAUGGCUAACGCAUUGUUCCAACGUAGCAACUUUUGUAACUUAUCCGUUUGGUGAUGUGCUAGGCUGAUGAUGUUGAGCUAUUAGUAGUUGUAGCCGGGACAAUUUUUGGCUUUAGAUACCGCCCUGUCGGAAUGUAUAUUUUGUAGCUUUUAGGCACAAGAGCAGCUAAUACCCUGCUGACAGUCUGCUUCAGGGUUGCACUCUGUAUAUCAAGAGCCAAGGUCUUGGUAAUGGUGAUAAGUUUUUGCUC
Molecule: messenger RNA, 2345 nt
Organism: Phragmites australis (common reed)
Lineage: Eukaryota; Viridiplantae; Streptophyta; Magnoliopsida; Poales; Poaceae
Product: SUMO-activating enzyme subunit 2-like
Exons: 11
Coding region: 128-2044 (638 amino acids)
Biological process (GO): protein sumoylation
Cellular component (GO): cytoplasm; SUMO activating enzyme complex
Molecular function (GO): SUMO activating enzyme activity
Source: RefSeq, a predicted model, not a curated record